Suillus subaureus is the source of this 417-nucleotide messenger RNA. RefSeq lists its product as uncharacterized. NCBI's taxonomy places the organism in Eukaryota, Fungi, Basidiomycota, Agaricomycetes, Boletales, Suillaceae. The transcript has a single exon. The coding region runs from base 1 to 417 and encodes 138 amino acids. The record is from RefSeq and is a predicted model, not a curated record.
AUGGGGGGCUGGUUCCUCCACCCAUCAAACUGCUACUGGCACCCAGCUCCCUUCCCCAAGCCCAUAUGCUACUGGCACUUGGCCCAUUCCCCCAUUCCUUCACCUCCUUCAACCAAACCCUCGCCUCCUUCAACUGACCCCUUGCCUCCUUCAACCAACUCCUUGCCUCCUUCAACUAACCCCUUGCCUCCUUCAACCAACCCCUUGCCUCCCUCAACCAACCCCUCACCUCCUUCAACCAACCCCUCAGCUCCCUCUCCCAACCCUCAGCCCCCGCUCCAAGACUCUCAGCUCCCUCCACCAAACCAACUUGACAUAAUUGACCCCUCACCUCCUUCAACCAACCCCUCAGCUCCCUCUCCCAAACCCUCAGCCCCCUCUCCAAGACUCUCAGCUCCCUCCACCAAACCAACUUGA